AUGGCGGCAGUUCGGACUCUCAGGAAAAUGUGUCAGCACUCUCACCAGCACCUGUGUCUCCUGCACACGUCUGCCUCGAGGCAGGAAGCAGUGGUGAUCUCAGGAAAGAAGCUGGCCCGGCAAAUCCGGGACGAGGCGCGCGCCGACGUAGAAAAGUGGAUGUUGGCCGGACACCGGCGGCCUCACCUCAGCGUCAUUCUGGUCGGCGACAACCCGGCAAGCCACUCCUACGUCCUCAACAAGACACGAUCGGCCGCCGAUGUCGGAAUCUCCAGCGAGACCAUCCUGAAGCGCUCUGACAUCAGCGAGGAAGAGCUCCUGGACCUCAUCUUCAAGCUCAACACAGACCACCGCGUGGACGGCCUGCUGGUGCAGCUGCCUCUGCCGGAGCACAUCGAUGAGCGUGCCGUCUGCAACGCCGUGGCGCCCACCAAGGAUGUGGACGGCUUCCACGUGGUCAACGUGGGCCGCAUGUGCCUGGAUCAGUCCAGCAUGUUGCCGGCCACGCCUUGGGGGGUGAUGGAGAUCAUCAAACGCACGGGCAUCGCCACCGUGGGCAAGAACGUGGUGGUGGCGGGCCGCUCCAAAAACGUGGGCAUGCCCAUCGCCAUGCUGCUGCACACGGACGGGCGACACGAGCGACCGGGAGGUGACGCCACGGUGACCAUCUCCCACCGUUACACUCCCAAGGAUCAACUCAGACAACACACUCAAAACGCCGACAUUGUCAUCGCCGCCGCAGGAAUUCCCAAUCUCAUCACCGCCGACAUGAUUAAAGAAGGGGCAGCCGUCAUUGACGUGGGCAUCAACAGAGUGCGAGACCCGCUCACCGGAAAGAGCAGGCUGGUCGGGGAUGUCGAUUUUGAAGGUGUGAGACAGAAGGCGGGCUUCAUCACACCGGUUCCUGGCGGCGUUGGGCCUAUGACGGUGGCCAUGCUCAUGAAAAACACCAUCAAAGCAGCCAAGAACGUCCUGCUCUAUCCCCCGGAGAGGAUCCGCAUGGCGGCCGCAUCCUAA
This is a messenger RNA of Nerophis lumbriciformis (worm pipefish), 1017 nucleotides long. Lineage: Eukaryota; Metazoa; Chordata; Actinopteri; Syngnathiformes; Syngnathidae. The record is from RefSeq and is a predicted model, not a curated record.